UCCACCAGUCAAUUACACAAUCAAUGGCAACGACUACACUAUGGGGUACUACCUUGCCGAUGGUAUUUAUCCUAAGUGGCCAACGUUUGUGAAGACGAUUCCAUCACCCCAAGGGAAUAAGAAGAAAAACUUUGCCACAGCACAAGAAUCUGCAAGAAAAGAUGUCGAGCGUGCCUUCGGAGUACUUCAACAACGAUUUGCAAUCGUUCGUGGACCUUCCCGAUUAUUCAAAGUCAAUGACCUAACAAAUAUAAUGAAAACAUGUGUUAUUCUACAUAACAUGAUCAUUGAGGACGAGCGUGAUGAUAGUCAGGGUCUGAACAUGGAGUACGAUCAACUUGAUGAUGAUAUUCCAGAAUUGUCGCGCAAUCCAACAAAUGAGUUUAUGAACUUCAUUCAGCGCCAUCAUGAAAUUAGGGAUAGCUCGGCACAUCAUCAACUACAAGCAGAUUUAAUUGAACAUCACUGGCAAUUCCAUUCCCAACAAUAGAAGAGAAGGUUGUGUUGGAGUCUCUAUUUUAUCAUUAGUAGCGACGGUGUAUUUCAAGUUUCUAGAAUUUUCAUUCCAAAAAACAUGUUUGGUUUCAAGAAAAUGCAGGUUAAGUUAUUGUAAUAUUUUCAUUAUCUGUAAUAGUUUAAGAAUUUGUAAU
This is a messenger RNA of Juglans regia (Persian walnut), 650 nucleotides long. RefSeq lists its product as uncharacterized. The coding region runs from base 41 to 490 and encodes 149 amino acids. NCBI's taxonomy places the organism in Eukaryota, Viridiplantae, Streptophyta, Magnoliopsida, Fagales, Juglandaceae. The record is from RefSeq and is a predicted model, not a curated record. The transcript has a single exon.